GACACGCUGCUGCUGCGUCACAGCUGAUCGCGCGAUGUUGACCCACGCGCGCGUUGGCUAUCGCUUGUUUCCUCCAAGAUUUGUACCUCAGUAUAAACUCAACGCUCUGUCAGUUCGGUGGCCGUUGCGGGCUGUGCCAACGUAGGAUUCUAAUAAAGUGAACCAUAACUCAAGGAGACGCGUACAUAUUGCUCCGCUUCGAAGCUAGCGUUCGCCGCAUUGCAGAACGGUAAAGAGAGUGUGACACAAUAACAGAGAAAUCGAAAGUGUUUGUUGUUAUCGACGCAAAACGGGCAAAAACUAUGCGCCUGGGGUCGGUGUCCUGUUUGGCUCUGUUGUUGUUCUGCUGCAUAUCUCUGACACAGACUUUUCGAUUCAGGGGUAAUCAGCGAUCGCCUGUUAUUUUCGUUCCUGGAGAUGGAGGGAGCCAAGUUGAGGCAAGCGUCAACAAAACUACCGUUGUGCACUACCUGUGCGAGAAGGUAUCCUCUGGAUUCUUCAACAUUUGGCUGAACCUGGAACUGCUGGUUCCGAUAAUUAUAGACUGCUGGAUCGAUAACAUGAAACUGCUGUACAACAAUGAGACCAGGAAAAGCAGGAAUCCAGAUGGAGUGGAUAUCAAGAUACCGGGCUGGGGAGAUCCUUUUGUUGUGGAGUACUUGGAUCCCAGUAAGGCUUCGCCUGGUGCUUACUUCAAAGACAUUGCCAAUAUGCUUGUCAAGGAUUUAGGAUAUAUUCGUAAUGUAUCCCUGAGGGGAGCACCAUACGACUUUAGAAAAGGACCAAAUGAGAACGAUGAAUAUUUUGUUAAACUGAAGGACCUUGUGGAGGAAACUUAUAUUAUGAAUAAUAACCAACCUGUCACUCUAGUGGCACACAGCAUGGGAGGGCCAAUGUCGUUGAUAUUUCUACAGCGCCAGAGUCAGAAAUGGAAAGAUAAAUAUAUCAAUUCAUUGAUAACUCUUGCUGGUGCCUGGGGAGGAUCAGUCAAGGCGCUCAAAGUAUUUGCCAUUGGUGACAAUUUGGGAGCUUAUCUAUUGCGAGAAAGUAUAUUAAAGGAUCAACAGAUUACUAGUCCAAGCCUUGGGUGGUUGCUGCCUUCAAAAUUGUUCUGGAAGGAGGAUGAAGUGCUUGUGCAAACUCAGUUGCGAAAUUACACAUUUGCUGAUAUGAGGCAAUACUUGAUAGAUAUAAACGUGCCAAAUGGAUGGGAAUUCCGUAAAGAUAAUGAAAAAUUCCAACUAGACUUUAGGCCACCAGGUGUAGAGCUACAUUGUUUACAUGGAGUCAAAGUGGAUACAGUUGAAAGACUAUUUUACAAGCCUGGAAUAUCAAUAGAUGGAUAUCCACAACAAAUACCAGGGGAUGGAGAUGGGACUGUCAAUUUAAGGAGUUUAGAAGGGUGCACUUAUUGGACUAACAAACAAAAGCAAAAAAUUUAUCAUCAACCUUUUCCAGGAGUCAAUCAUAUGCAAAUUUUGAGCAAUGGUUCGGUGCUGGAUUACAUUAGAAACGUUUUAAAAUUUUAAGAGAAUUUAUGAUUGUUCAAGUGAUAAGCUACUAAGAAAAUUUAUAAUUGUUUAAGUUGUGCAUGCGAGCCGCGUAUCUCAAGCAGAAAUGAACAAUGCGAUAAAUUUAGUGUUAGUGUUUUUGAUUCUGGAGUUUUAAAGAUAUUGUAACAAGUGAUCUAAGGUCUUAUCUUGCGUGAUUUUUAAUCUUAUUAUAAAAGAGCAGCCAUGAAGCUUCAAGGGUUUUGAGAUUAUCCAUAUUUACAUUUAUAUGAAUUUUUAUAUGAUUUUCAAUUUCAAUCUGGCAAUACUUCCAUUGUAAUAUUUAAUUUUCUCGUCAUACAACCCGUGAAAUCGAUUUCAUUUUGACUGAUCAGUGCUGUGAAAAUAAUGAUAUUCUAUUACAGCCAUUUGCAAUAGUUUUAUAACGUCGUUAAUAAUACAAGAGUUAUUAACAAAAUCUAUUUAAUUAAAUAAAGAUAUAGUUUUUUUAAUAAAUA
Messenger RNA from Nasonia vitripennis (jewel wasp), 2008 nucleotides. Its product is annotated as group XV phospholipase A2. Gene Ontology annotation, biological process: lipid metabolic process. Bases 303 to 1529 code for a protein of 408 amino acids. The record is from RefSeq and is a predicted model, not a curated record. NCBI's taxonomy places the organism in Eukaryota, Metazoa, Arthropoda, Insecta, Hymenoptera, Pteromalidae. The transcript is spliced from 6 exons.